Messenger RNA from Suillus discolor, 1607 nucleotides. RefSeq names its product chaperonin 10-like protein. NCBI's taxonomy places the organism in Eukaryota, Fungi, Basidiomycota, Agaricomycetes, Boletales, Suillaceae. Gene Ontology annotation, molecular function: zinc ion binding; S-(hydroxymethyl)glutathione dehydrogenase [NAD(P)+] activity. Gene Ontology annotation, cellular component: cytosol. Bases 101 to 1240 code for a protein of 379 amino acids. Gene Ontology annotation, biological process: formaldehyde catabolic process. The record is from RefSeq and is a predicted model, not a curated record. The transcript has 14 exons.
UGAUCUAUUUCUCCGGCCCGCGGCGGCCACUGGCGGCAUCACUGAGGGAGAACGGAGCCACGAUCCGCAGGCCAUCUUUCUCACUCAAACAAUCAUCAUCAUGAGCACAGUCGGUAAGCCCAUUAUCUGCAAGGCUGCUGUUUGCUGGGGUGCUGGCCAGCCCCUCAAGGUCGAGGAUGUUGAGGUUGCGCCCCCGAGCGCUAAUGAAGUCCGCAUUAAGAUCUUGUACACUGGUAUAUGCCAUACUGAUGAGUACACUCGCAGUGGCAAGGAUCCUGAGGGUCUCUUCCCCGUGAUCCUUGGUCACGAAGGUGGAGGUGUGGUUGAAUCGGUUGGUGAGGGUGUCACAAGCGUGUCAGUUGGCGACCACGUUGUCCCGCUUUACACUGCUGAGUGUCGCGAAUGUAAAUUCUGCAAGAGUGGGAAGACCAAUCUGUGUGGAAAAGUGAGAACAACCCAAGGUCAGGGUCUGAUGCCUGACAGCACUAGCCGCUUCACGUGUAAGGGUCAACCCAUCCACCACUUUAUGGGAACUUCAACGUUCUCACAGUACACUGUGGUGGCAGAGGUGUCUGUCGUCGCUGUGAACAAGUCUGCGCCUCUCGAGAAGGUCUGUCUUCUUGGUUGUGGCAUCACCACCGCAUGGGGCGCAGUUGUGAAGCAGCCAGGCAUCAAGGGCUCCAACGUCGCCGUUUUCGGAUGCGGUGCCAUCGGUCUCGGUGUCAUCUCUACCGCGUCGGUAGUCGGUGCUUCUCGGAUCAUUGCUGUCGAUACGAACCCCGCGAAAGAUUCUUGGGCAAAGAAAAUGGGUGCUACCGAAUUCGUCAACCCUACGGCGCUCCCGGAGGGCAAGCGCAUUCAGGAUUACUUGGUCGAUAUCACUGAUGGCGGGUUGGACUUUACCUUUGACGCCACUGGCAAUGUACAUGUCAUGCGUGCUGCGUUAGAGUCGUGCCACAAGGGCUGGGGUGUGAGCACCGUCAUCGGUGUUGCUGCUGCUGGCCAGGAGAUAUCGACGCGUCCGUUCCAACUGGUUACUGGUCGCACAUGGCGAGGUACCGCGUUUGGAGGAGUGAAGGGUCGCACUGAGCUUCCUGGUCUCGUCGAAGACUACUUGCAAGGCAAGCUCAAGAUCGACGAAUACGUCACCCACCACCGCAAAUUUGCGGAAAUCAACGAGGGUUUCCACGACAUGCACGGUGGUGACUGUAUCCGCUGUGUCGUCGAUAUGACGGAGUAAAAGGAUAGGACCAGUUGUAUCCACGAAUGGUAGUCUUGAAACCUCGAAUAACUGUUGAACACCAAGUGAGAAUGUUAUUAGCAAUUGCGAAGCUUAAAUAGAUUUUGGGGUGAAGUAAAUAAUUCACUGAUCAUCCGUCUUCCCCUGUCCCUCCCAGACAAAGCAGCCCACAGUAAUAUAAGGGCUGCAUUGACCUCCCUCCGCCUUGUAGCCGUCUUCUUCCACGUCAGUCUCAGCAACCCGAGAACUGCCAAAGAAAAUGAUAUAUCAAGCAACAGUCUCCGCACAAUAGUGAGUACCGGAGACCGGUUCUCGCUCCGACCAAAGAAUAUAAACAGCUGUUUCAAUGACACCGCCAUCCGUGACA